Daktulosphaira vitifoliae (grape phylloxera) is the source of this 5889-nucleotide messenger RNA. RefSeq lists its product as uncharacterized. Bases 1460 to 4975 code for a protein of 1171 amino acids. The record is from RefSeq and is a predicted model, not a curated record. Lineage: Eukaryota; Metazoa; Arthropoda; Insecta; Hemiptera; Phylloxeridae. The transcript is spliced from 19 exons.
AAACAACGUAAAUACGCAUAUAUAUAAAAUAUAAUAUAAAAUUAUGUGAGUAUGAUUAAGUAAGAGUUUUAAAAUAUAACAUAAGUACAAAAUAGGAUAUAUGGCACAUAGACAAAAAAAGUACACAAAUCAAAACACUAAAUAUAAAUAAGUAAUAAUAAGAAUAAUAAACUGUAUUAAAUGUAUAAACUAGUUUAUACAUUUAAUACAAUUUAAGAAACCCGUUGACUAGCAACACGGAGAAAACAAUACAGAGGAUGAUUGUAACCACAAGAAUAAGUGUGGUCAUGAAUACAUAAAGAACAUUGAUUACGAGUGUUUUAUAAAAGAACAAGGAAUAGAAUACAGAAUAGAUAUAUUGGAAGAUCAGAUGCUUCAAUAGACCCAUUCAGUCAAUCAAUGAGAUGUGCGUCGAUAUCAGACUGGAGGGAGAUAAUUAAUUAAAUAUUUUAAUUAUGCUGAAAAUUAAUAUAGGCACGGUCUGGUUUGUGUAGUUUAAGUUGAAAAUCAGCAAAGGAUAAAUAUCUGUUUUGAAUCGCUCUAGGUGAAUCUGAUCUUUAGCAAGAUACGGAUGUCAGACGAUAACACCAUAUUCAAGCAAAGUGUGAACAGAGAAAAAUAAAGGGAACAAAAGCAUACAAUAGACUUCAAAAUUUUAAUAUGAAAAUGCAAUAAAAUAUAUAAUAAAUAAUUCAAUGAAAAUAUCGUUAUACGACAAGUGAAACAAAUUUUGUUUCCUUAAUUGAAUACAUGAAGAUGUUUUCAUUACACAAUUUUAUUAUGUACAAAUAUAUAUUUAUACAUAAUAUGUAUAUCUAUAUAUAUAUAUAUGAGUGUUAUAUUACAAAAAUUGAUACACGAGUCAUGAUUGUAAUUUUCAAUUUUGAAUUAUAAAAAAGAGGUAAUCUAUUAAUUAAAAAACUAGAGCACAAACCUUCAUGUCACUAUCCCUUUACAUUUAUAUUAGCUCAUCAUUUAGAUUUGAUGAAAAAUAGUGAUAGUAUUAGUUUAUAUUAUUGUAUCAUUACCUGUACUGAAAUCACAAUGAAAAAUGUACUUGACACAAAUUAUUUCCCCUCUUUUUCAAUAAAAAUCCUACACCAUUACUAAUAUGAAUUAUUCGUUAUACCUGACUUAUAUGUAAGUUUUGAAAGGGUAACAAGCUUCGAGCCAGUACACAUGUUUUGAUGCAUUUAGUUUAAAUAUAGCAUUAAUCACGUAAUCAUUGGUAAAGUUUUUUUAUUUAAAAUCAACGUUUAUGUUUUGUUGACAUUUAUUGAAACUCUUAGGGAAAUUUUAAUUUAAUUUACUAUUAUUAAUAUGCUUAUUAAAUUAUUUUUAAGUAUGAUGAUUGGAAAAUAUGAUUACAUUAAAUUAAAUUAAAUAUUUUGUAAACGUCAAAAGCAUUUGUUUUUAAUAAAAAUUUAUUAAAUUAACUAUAACUUGAUCCAUGUAAGUCAUGGGAUUAAUUAUACAAAAAAUUAUUUUUACUCAUUCAUUACUAUUGUAUGUGAUAUUAUUCUUUAAAAUUAUUCCGUAUAAUUCAUUAGCUCAAACUACGUGUAAUCAAGGAGUUGGAAGAAUAGUUUAUGAAAGACUUCCAGACUAUCAAUUACAAGGAUUCGAUGAUGAAGUCGUUCGAGAUACAUCUCCGCCUUUCAGAGUACUAGAAAAAUGUGAAGAACUCUGUCUACGAGACAGAACAGUCAAUAACAAUUUAGUUCGGACUUGCACUUCAUUUGACUUUCAACCUGGUAGUCGAAUAGCAUCUUUCAGUGGUACAGUAGAAUAUGAAGAAUCAACAUGUUAUUUAACAAGAGAACAGGCACAUCCAGAAGGUAUUGGAGUAUUAGUAGCAGUACCAAACAGUGUUCAUUAUACAGAAGUUUGUUUAUCAUCAAGUCGAAUUGAACGGGAAUGCGCUAAUAGACAUUAUGUGUUUGAAAGACACACCAGAAAAAAACUUAAACUACCAACUCCAGACUACAAAGAAAUUAUAGUAAAUAAUCGAACUGACUGCGAGGACAAAUGCUUAAAUGAAUAUACAUUUGUAUGUCGUUCAGUUACAUAUGAUUCAGCAUCAAAAACGUGUUGGAUAAGUAGAUUUACUCGACGUACUCAUCCAGAAAUGCUUGAAGAUGAUCCCAGUUCUGAAUAUUUAGAAAAUACUUGUUUAAGUAUGGAUAGACGAUGUGAUGGUUCUAUUAUAUUCAUUAAAGAAGAAAAUAAAAGAUUAGGUGGCCCUUUCGAAGUAGAUAUAUUUGCAAACUUAUCACUGAUAGAGUGUCAAGCACAAUGUUUGCGUGCAGAAAAAUAUUUUUGUCGUGCUGUAGAAUACGAUGAUCAAAUUAGAAGGUGUAUAAUAUUUGAAGAAGACUCGUUAUCUCAAAAAGACGAUUUGAGAGUGAGUAGUAGUCCAACGCAUGACUUGUACGACUUAGUCUGUUUAGAUAAUCGUGGUGAUUCACUUACAGCCAAGGGAAACGAAUUCUCAGAUAACACAUUGACUUCACAUCUAUUUUCCGAUGGACGAAAACCAGACACAGCAUUCCAAAGAUAUAGAAACAGUAGGCUAGGUGGAGAAUUUCAUUCAGAAAUCACUGGACGAUCUUUGAGUGAGUGUUUAGAUGAAUGUUUAAGACAAGUUAGUUUCCAGUGUAGAUCAGCUGUAUAUAGUGAUCGAUUUCGCAUAUGUAGACUUAGUCGUUUUAACCAAAGAGAUGGCCAUCGGGUUAUUUAUGACGCAGAUUAUGAUUAUUAUGAAAAUUUAAUGAAUGGAGUUACAUCACCUCCUUAUGUAAAACCUGAUAUUUUAGGACAAGGAUCUAAUUUUUUAAGUAGCAAACCACCUUAUUUGACACCUGAUAAACCAAUUGGAUCUGGACUUGGAAGUAUAUAUGGAGGAGGAUCCUAUCCAGCAUAUACAGGUGCUGUCGGAAUUGGAUCGUUAAGUGGAGUUAUAGGACCUCAACCAAACCCUAUUAAUAGUCCCGAAGGGUAUUGGGGCCACGUCGGUGGUCAUGGUGCAAAUAUUCCUCCAUUUUUAGGACAAAAUACAGGUGGUAGUUAUGGAAUUGGAUCGACACAAGGAGUUAUAGGAUCUUCUAUUGCACCAUACGGUGCUUCAUCAAUUCAAAGUGGAUUUUCACAUUUAGGAGUUGCUCCAAUAGGUGGAUACAACUUAGGUCCACCUUCUAUAGGUCCACCUUUAGGUAUCCCUGGAUAUUACGGUGGAAAUGGAUUAGAUGGAAAUAGACCUUAUAACAUAAAAUGUGAUGAUAUUGACGGGUUUAAACAGAUGGGUGUACGGAUGCGUUUGGCACGAGGAUUAAUCAAGCGUUACAUUACUGCACCUACUUUAUCACAUUGUGAACGAGAAUGUUCUAUGGCAAGAGACAUAGACUGUCGGUCAUUCAAUUACAGAACUGCACCAUAUGGAGCUCAAAGAGAAAACUGCGAGUUGAGUGACCAAGAAUCGCGUCUUAUUGAUAUGAAUAAUCCAUCACUAUUCGAAAAUGCUCCUGAUUACGAUUUUUAUGAAAGAUCUGUUAUAGGUAGCAGAAUCAGUCAAGAAUGUUUAGAUGUCACUCAAGAAUGCAAUGAAGAUGGCAUGACUUUUACUUUACGCACACCUGAAGGUUUUUUAGGCAGAAUAUACACGCAUGGUUACUAUGAUAGAUGUUUUUAUAGGGGAAACGGUGGAACAGCAAAUAUUUUGCGGAUCAGCGGAGCUCAAGGAUAUCCGGAUUGUGGAACGCAACGGUAUGGAGACACAUUGACAAAUAUAGUUGUUGUACAAUUUAGCGAUUACGUACAGACAAGUCGAGAUAAACGAUAUAAUUUAACAUGUUUAUUUCGAAGCCCAGGUGAGACUAUCGUCACAUCGAAUUAUAUGACCGCCAAUUCUGGAAGUCCAAUACCUAUUGAAUACCUUCCAGCUGAAAAUUCAUUAAGUUCUCGUGUCCGUCUCAGUAUUUUAUUUCAAGGCCGUCCGACACAAACUAUAGCUGUAGGUGAUCCUCUAACGUUCCGAAUAGAAGCUCAUGAUGGCCAUGCCUACGCCAGUGAUAUAUUUGCGACCAAUGUCAUUGCUAGAGAUCCGUACAGUGGUAGAAGCGUACAAUUAAUAGAUCGUUAUGGAUGCCCGAUAGACAAUUAUGUAUUUCCCGGAUUAGAUAAGUCUAGAGAGGGCGAUGGACUUGAAGCUCGUUUUAAUGCUUUUAAAAUACCAGAAUCAAAUUUUUUAGUUUUUGAAGCAACUAUACGAACUUGUCGAGAUGGAUGUCAACCAGCAUAUUGUACUUUACAAACCGGAAGAAUGGAGCCAUCUUUAGGUAGAAGGCGAAGAGAUGUAAAUGAACAAAAUCAAAAUGACACAGCAUUCGAAGAAGAUUCUACUAUACAAAAAUCUAAAGAAGAAGAAAAAGUUCGACAAGUAAUUGAAGUGUUUGAAAGUCGAUAUGAUAUACCUUUAGAACAAACUAUGACAUCUGAAUCAGCUCCUGAAAUUGUAUGUUUGACAAUCAGAGAAUAUUACAGUAUGGUUUUUUCUUUGUUUAUGUUCCUUACUCUAUUGAUUACUGCAUCUCUGUGCACUGCUAUUUAUUACAAACGUUACUGGCUCUUGAUUACUAAAAAUGAGUUGGCCAAUUGUAGUUCAGGUUUAAGUAACGCCACGAUCGAGAGAAGUAACAAUGGGUCAACAAUUAGAUCACUUACUGGUCGAAGUUUCUUCUCAGACAUAUCAUUUAAUAGACUUAAACCAUUUAUGAAUAUAAGAGUUCCUGUGGAAACAUCGGAAUCAGGACCAAAAAAUAUUUCAACUGUAGUUAUUGAAGAGGCAACAAGUAAAAUGUUCGGGGAUCCAAAUGGUCCUAUUUACACGGAUCCUUCUCUUUUUGAACGAUCUCGCAGUUUACAAAGCGCAGCUUAUUCGAUCGACAGUGUUCUUAAAAAUGAAGCUUUUUAUCAUUAAUAAUGAUUUCUCUUUUUACAUUUAAAGAUUCAAAUGGAAGAGAAUAGUAAAAAUGCUUUCCAUUUGCUGCUUUAUACCAUUUUAACGCAUGGUUUUAUAAAUUGACACUAAAAACAAGUUAAAAAUAUAUUUAAACUUUUUUAUAUUGAAUAAUUUUCUUGGUCAACUAUUAUACAUUAAAUUUAAACUUUAAUCACUGUGAUUUUAUAUUUUAAAUAACAAAUAUUUCCUUUCGUAUUUUUUAUUUAUUUUAUUAUUCUUAUUAUUUAUUUGUGAAAAUCUGAGUAAAAAACCUACAAAUUUAACAUAAAAAUUAGUUUUCAAUUUUGUAAUUUAAUCAUAUUUUUUUUAAUUUUAAUUUAAAUAUCACAUAACCACUUUUAUUUAUAUAAAAUAUUACAUUUCUUAAUUUUAUAUACUGACAGUUAUUAAACACAUGUUAAUGACUUAAAAUUAUAACUAAUUUUCUAAGUUCACUUCUUUUUACAUAAGUGAUAUAUAUUGAACUAUUAAAUACAAUAGUUUAGAUAUUUUGUUCAUAUCACUGCAAUGGGUGUCCAGGUUAAAAAAGGCUAUCAAUAAUUAAUUUAUAAAAUGUUUAAAAACUUUUUGUCAAUUUUAUUUAAAAUUUUUUAUUGGAUUCGUAGAAUAAACAUAGUUAAUAGUUGUAAUAAAGUUAAUAAAACGUAUUUAUAGGAAAAAAUGAUCGGAAAAUCUUGUUUUAUCAUCAUGAUUGAUUAAAAUUUCAUUUUGCUAAAUUUUGUGAUACGCACCGUUGCGGUAUAAAUGAUAAUUUAUUUAUAGCAUUUUUGAUUAGGACACCAACUUAGUUUUGCUAAGUAUAACAAAAAAGUAUUAUUAUUAUAAUUUUAAUUGAUUAAUUAUACUAAUAGUCGUUAUAUGAAAUAGAUAAU